AUGGCCGCGCGCCCCGGGCCGCUCUGGCUGCUGGGCCUGGCGCUGUGCGCGCUGAGCGGCGGCGGCGCCUCUGGCCCGCGCCCCUCGCCCGGCUGCCCGCAACGGCGCCUGGGCCCGCGCGAGCGCCGCUACCUGCAGCGCGAGAUCCUGGCGGUGCUCGGGCUGCCCGGGCGGCCCCGGCCCCGCGCGCCGCCCGCCGCCGCCCGGCUGCCCGCGUCCGCGCCGCUCUUCAUGCUGGACAUGUAUCGCGCCAUGGCCAGCGACGACGACGAGGACGGCGGGACCCCCGAGCGGCGCCUGGGCCGCGCCGACCUGGUCAUGAGCUUCGUCAACAUGGUGGAGCGGGACCGCACCCUGGGCCACCAGGAGCCCCAGUGGAAGGAGUUCCGCUUUGACCUGACCCAGAUCCCGGCGGGGGAGGCCGUCACGGCCGCGGAGUUCCGGAUUUACAAGCUGCCCAGUACCCACCUGCUCAAUUGGACUCUCCACGUCAGCAUGUUCGAGGUGGUCCUGGAGCAGUCCAACAGGGAGUCUGACUUGUUCUUUUUGGAUCUUCAGACGCUCCGAUCUGGGGACGAGGGCUGGCUGGUGUUGGACGUGACAGCAGCCAGUGACCGCUGGCUCUUGAACCGUAACAAGGACCUGGGACUCCGCCUCUAUGUGGAAACAGAUGAUGGGCGCAGCGUGGAUCCUGGCCUGGCCGGUCUGCUGGGGCAACAGGCACCGCGCUCCCAACAGCCUUUCGUGGUCACCUUUUUCAGGGCGAGCCCCGGCCCCGUCCGAGCCCCUCGGGCGGUGAGGCCCCUGAGGAGGAGGCUGCCGAAAAGAACCAACGAGCUGCCGCCCCCAAACAAACUGCCGGGGAUCUUCGACGACGUCCACGGCUCCCACGGCCGACAGGUGUGCCGUCGGCAUGAGCUCUAUGUCAGCUUCCAGGACCUUGGCUGGCUGGACUGGGUCAUCGCCCCCCAAGGCUACUCAGCCUAUUACUGUGAAGGGGAGUGCUCCUUCCCACUGGACUCCUGCAUGAAUGCCACCAACCACGCCAUCCUGCAGUCCCUGGUGCACCUGAUGAAGCCUGACGCGGUGCCCAAGGCGUGCUGCGCGCCCACCAAGCUGAGCGCCACCUCCGUGCUCUACUACGACAGCAGCAACAACGUCAUCCUGCGCAAGCACCGCAACAUGGUGGUCCGCGCCUGCGGCUGCCACUGAGGCCCCACCCCGCCUGCUGCGCCGCCCCUACCGGGUCAGGUCAGCCCACUGCAGGGGGCACCCCCUAAUGCCUUCACAGCUCAGGCAGGGCGGCAGCGAGGGCGCCCCUCCGCUGCCCACAUCCUGCCAGGGGCUGGUCCUUCCCUGGCCCCUCUGCCCCGCCCCCGCCCGGCGCCUGAGGCGGUGGUGGAACUCCGGCCUGGCGGUCUGCGUCCGCAGCAGGGUCCUACCCCAGCCCCCUCCCCAGAAGCACGGGCUGACCGUUCUUUGGGGCUGGCAGAGAGUCCUGUCUGAGGACCUGCCCUUGUCCACUGCUGGCCUAGCUGUGGGCGGAUGUGGGACGAACUCAGAGGCACCUGCAGCCCAGGAUGGCCACCUCAGGCCCUUCACCGUCCACGACAGGGUCUGGGGAUGUGUAGACAGGUCCUGGUCCAUCUCCAGUUGCCUGCCCUUCCCAGGUGCAAAACUGGGCAUUUCUGGGCACUUCUGUUAGAGUGUGGAGUUGCCCUCGGUGGGCUAUAUUUGUGGAUCUGAAUUACCAAACCGCUGGCCACAAGGAGGCAUGUGGGUCGCCUCCAGAAAGAGCUAAAUGGACAGCAUGAUUUAGGGCCAAGGCCGAUGGCAUUCAUCUUCCCUGUCUUCCUCCCUUGACCUGCCUCUGCUGUCUGGGGAAGACGUGCAGGGCAUGGACACUUCAGGGAAACAAAAAAUCCUGGGGGCUUUAUUGACCCCGUCUGUCUGUCACCAUGUUGAACCAUCAGGAGUUCAGGUCUGUGGAAGUUAUCUUUUUGCUGAGCCAAGUAUGGUGGAUACAUCGGGUGGCCCAGGGUGACAAUGCCCAGCACGGGUGACAUAGUUUCCCUUAACCUUCUGCACGGCAGUCAUCGAUAAUCAACCUUGAUAUUUUUUCUUUCAAAUCUGGAUAGAAUUUCAAAAUGACCAGCACAGAACUCCAGGUGGCCACCACCAACAGGUUAGAGUUGGCAUGUGGAGUGGAAACUCUCUGCCAUCUCCUGCCUCCAGUGCUCUGGGACACGGGGCAGCCUGGGGCCAGGCGUGGAGCGAGGGCAAGGCUUGUUAGCACCUGCCCGUGUCCAGAAGCUGUCAGAACAGACUGUUCAACCAAGUCUGCGUCACCCUGUGUGCCCAGGAGCCCUGUCCUGUCUCUCGGGGCCUGUGAGCCAGAGAAAAGGCCCCGGUCCCAGGGGAGUGACAGGCGGCAAUUAAGCUGAGCUGGGUGGGGCGGUUCCCGGAAACCUCUGCUCUCCUUGUAGCCGGCAGCUGGAGUGUUUAUUUGAUUUCUGACUUGGUAAGCCUGUAAUUUACCUGGUGGAGCGGACUGCGUCCAGCUGCCCGAACCCUGAAAUACUGUGUCAUUAAAAGCACAGCCUGGGCCCGCCCCAACCCACGGGCACAGCCCAGGACGUGCAGUCCUGGAAUUCACUCUGCGCCCCAAGGAAGGGCUCCGGGAGCGCAGGUCUGGCAGCAGGGGUGAAGGCUGGGGCCUUGCUGCAGGACAGCAGCCCCUCCGCCUGGACCUGGGAGGGCCUCUGGGAGCCAGUGCACAGGAAGAGACCCUCCCCAUGGACACAGGAGACUGGAAAAUGGUGAGCUCCCCAUCAGUGUAGGGAUCUAAGCUCUGGCCUACAUGUUAGGGAACAUGACUUGGUGGCUUCCUCCUCUGGGCCUAUUUCCCAUCUGUAACAUGAAACAUGGACUUUUUGAUCUGAAAAGGGCCUUCAGCCAGGGAAUCUGUCUGCCAACCCUGUCUCACACUGAGCCCAGAGGCAGCCUGGUAACCCUGAACACGGAGCUCAGGUGGCCAUCACGAAUCAGAGCUGGCACGUAACAUGGAACCUGUUUGUUAUUCUAGUACUUACCUAACAGUUCUCUCUUCCCAACAUGGAGGAUUGUCUCUUAGGUAAAUAUAAAUCUUAAAUUAGCAGAUUAUUUUGAGAACUAACUUUUUUCACUUGAAAAUUUUUACUUGUAAUUUUCUGAAUUUCAAAUUGUUUUUUAUUGCGGAAGUGGGAAAAUCAAAACAUGUUAGCUCACCAGCUACAAAUUACUGAAAAAAAUGGUAGUCUUAAUGGUAGUUUCAUCAAUGACUACCAUUAAAAUGGA
Globicephala melas (long-finned pilot whale) is the source of this 3336-nucleotide messenger RNA. RefSeq names its product bone morphogenetic protein 8b (gene BMP8B). Gene Ontology annotation, cellular component: extracellular region. The record is from RefSeq and is a predicted model, not a curated record. Gene Ontology annotation, molecular function: growth factor activity; cytokine activity. NCBI's taxonomy places the organism in Eukaryota, Metazoa, Chordata, Mammalia, Artiodactyla, Delphinidae.